UAUUUUUACACAAAAUGGCGUCCCACGCAAGGCAAGCCGGCUGGCCCGUAAACCGCAAGCAUUCUUCUGAUUCGUUCUCUUCAGAGCAAAAGACAAUUGACGAUAAGAUAAAUUUGUAUCCUCUGACGAACUACACAUUUGGAACCAAGGAUCCUCUGUAUGAAAAAGAUGCAUCAGUUCCUGCACGCUUCCAGAGAAUGCGGGAUGAGUUUGACAAAUACGGGAUGCGCCGGUCGGUGGAGGGGGUUCUAAUCGUCCAUGAACACAAUCUUCCCCAUGUUUUACUACUUCAGCUGGGCACAACCUUCUUCAAAUUGCCAGGGGGUGAGCUGAGACAGAAUGAGGACCAUAAGGAAGGGUUGAAACGACUGCUGACAGAGACGCUUGGCCGGCAGGACGGAGCUCCAAUGGAGUGGACGGUGGAGGAAGUUAUCGGUAACUGGUGGAGACCAAACUUUGACCCACCACAGUAUCCCUACGUACCAGCACACAUCACCAGACCAAAGGAACACAAAAAGUUGUACCUUACACAAUUACCAGAGAAGGCCCUGUUUGCAGUGCCGAGAAACUACAAGCUGGUGGCUGCCCCCCUGUUUGAGCUCUACGACAAUUCCACAGGCUAUGGACCAAUCAUUUCAACACUCCCUCAGACCCUCAGCAGAUUUCACUUCCGUUACAACUAAUAACAGAAUGUUAGAGACAGAAACAUGAGCGGUAGGCUGUGCAGCUAAAAACGAUAUUGUGAAGACAUGUGGUGAAUAAAAUCAGCAUCGCAAAAGUUUAAAUGACUUUCUCUCUGCGAGGCAGCAGUUGUACAUAAAACCAUCGCCAUUUUCAUCGUAGUAAUUGUCGUCAUUAUCAUUUUCAUUAUCAUCGAUUUUAGUAAAUGUGUUAGUUUUAUGUAUGUCGAUUUCUAUCAUUAAAGAUGUUAUAAAUGUGUAA
Molecule: messenger RNA, 942 nt
Organism: Mya arenaria
Lineage: Eukaryota; Metazoa; Mollusca; Bivalvia; Myida; Myidae
Product: cleavage and polyadenylation specificity factor subunit 5-like
Exons: 7
Coding region: 15-683 (222 amino acids)
Cellular component (GO): mRNA cleavage factor complex
Molecular function (GO): mRNA binding
Source: RefSeq, a predicted model, not a curated record